CUUCCAUCUGUAAAGUCACGUGGUUAAUACACCGGCACAUUAGCAGUUGACAUCCACUACAGUCAAUGGUAAACAUCAAGAUGAAGGUUUUCUGUCUUUUAGCCUUGUUAGGCUGUGCAUUUGUACAAGCCACAGAUUACUUCGAAGAAAGAUUCGGUGAGGGUUGGGAAGACAGAUGGGUCCAGUCUGAACACAAGAGCGACCUCGGCAAGUUUGUGUUGUCUGCUGGCAAAUUUUACGGUGAUGCUGAACUGGAUAAAGGAAUCCAGACAAGCCAGGAUGCCAGAUUUUACGCUCUGUCAGGACGAUUCGAUAAAUUCUCCAACGAGGGCAAAGACCUGGUCAUCCAGUUUACCGUAAAACAUGAACAGAACAUUGACUGUGGAGGUGGAUACGUGAAGGUCUUCCCUAGCACCAUGGACCAGAAGGACAUGCACGGAGAAUCCCCAUACAAUAUCAUGUUUGGUCCUGACAUUUGUGGUCCUGGUACCAAGAAAGUCCAUGUUAUCUUCAACUACAAGGGAGAAAAUAAACUUAUCAAGAAAGACAUCAGAUGCAAGGAUGAUGUUUUCACCCACUUGUACACACUGAUCGUCAAAUCAGACAACACAUACGAAGUCAAGAUCGACAACGCCAAGGUUGAGAGUGGAUCUCUGGAGGAAGACUGGGACCUAUUGAAGCCCAAGAAGAUCAAGGACCCUGAGGCUAAGAAGCCAGAAGAUUGGGACGAUAACGAGAAGAUUGAUGAUCCUGAGGACACCAAGCCCGAAGAUUGGGAGAAGCCUGAGCACAUUCCCGACCCCGAUGCCAAGAAGCCCGACGAUUGGGAUGAUGAGAUGGACGGAGAAUGGGAGCCACCUAUGAUCGACAACCCAGAAUACAAGGGAGAAUGGAAAGCUAAGCAGAUUGACAACCCCGCAUACAAGGGCAAAUGGAUCCACCCAGAAAUUGAUAACCCAGAAUACGAAGCUGAUGAUAGCCUUUACAAAUAUUCCGACUUUGGAGCCAUUGGCUUUGACUUGUGGCAGGUAAAAUCUGGCACCAUCUUCGACAACGUCCUGAUCACAGACGAUAUUGCCAAGGCCGAACAGGUGGGCAAGGAUGUGUGGGGCGCCACAAAAGAUGCUGAGAAGAAGAUGAAGGACCAACAGGAUGAGGAGGAGAGGAAACAGCGGGAAGCUGAGGAGGCGAAGAGAAAGGAGGAGGAGGGAGACAAAGCAGAUGAAGAAGAGGAAGGAGAUGAUGAAGAUGAAGGCGAGGAGGAAGAAGAGGAUGAUCACGACCACGAUGAGUUGUAGACUCCCCAUACUUCAUCGUUACCAUAGCAACCAUCAUUCAUCGCCCCACCCUCAUCUCAGCAACAGCAAAUCUUUACCAAGCUGUAUGCGCAGAAGCUCCCCAUUUUCUUCAUCAAACAUGCAUAAUGUUGUUUUGUUGAAAUGCAUUUGAUCAUUUUUCGCUCAUUUUCAUUUUUAACGGACAUUUAACACCAUUCUGCAAGUGGUUCCUGUUUGUAUUCUUGUUCGGGGCUGAUAAAGAUACUUCUUCCUUAUGUCAACCUAAGAUAUACUGACACUAUUUUCUGUAAGAUUGAAAUUACAGCGAGACCUGUUCUUAGUCAUAAUAUGAAUGUAAACUAUUACAAAAACCACACUUACUGAAUAGAUUUAAAGGUCAAUUUCUUACAUUUGAACCGAUUAACAAUAUUCAUUAUUGUAUAACGGUUUCAUAGUUUAAUGCAUAUUUUCUGUGAUAAUGUUUUCCACUUAGGGAAAAGUGUCGUCAGUUAAUUCAUCUGGUAUUAGACCAAAACAAUUAUUGUUUAAAUGCCUAGAACAGAAUGUAUUAUAAUUUAUGUAUAUUGUUGCUGGACAUUAGAUUAUGUUUUAAAUUGUUGAAACUUGCGACAAAGUUUCAAAUAGUAAGCAGCUUUCAGAUUUAAGUCUUGGCUCAAAUGACAUGUUUUUCAUGUCUUGUAUAUUUGUUGGUUGAUGUUGUUAAAAACUUGUGCUUAUGUAAGUACAAGUUCUGAAUGAUUUUAGUUCUUUUUAACAGUUCUUAAGACUAUUUCUGACAGUUGCAACCAAUUAUGAGCAAGUUUUGAUACAUGUAAAAGGGAAAAAAACCUGGUAUUAAAAAUGUCAAAACAGA
This is a messenger RNA of Mya arenaria, 2151 nucleotides long. Its product is annotated as calreticulin-like. Bases 66 to 1298 code for a protein of 410 amino acids. The transcript is spliced from 8 exons. NCBI's taxonomy places the organism in Eukaryota, Metazoa, Mollusca, Bivalvia, Myida, Myidae. Gene Ontology annotation, biological process: protein folding. The record is from RefSeq and is a predicted model, not a curated record. Gene Ontology annotation, cellular component: endoplasmic reticulum membrane; endoplasmic reticulum. Gene Ontology annotation, molecular function: calcium ion binding.